Messenger RNA from Camelina sativa (false flax), 888 nucleotides. RefSeq lists its product as uncharacterized. NCBI's taxonomy places the organism in Eukaryota, Viridiplantae, Streptophyta, Magnoliopsida, Brassicales, Brassicaceae. The record is from RefSeq and is a predicted model, not a curated record.
ACCAAAGCCUCUCUAUCUCCUUAUUUUAACCAUGCAUCAAAGCUUUCUAACUCUCAACUACCACAAACCCAAACUCUCUUAUUUCUCCUUUUCUCUCUCUCUCUCUCUCUCUCACACACACAUGAGAAACUAAGUUCUUUUGUGUAAUCAAGAAGUUUCAUCUCUCUUGUCUCUCCGGAGUAAUCAAGAAAGAAGAUCUAUAGGAUCAAGAUGAUGGAGACGAGACAAAACAGUGUUCAGUUCCAAAGACCCACUUUCUUACCAAUGUUAUGUUCAAGACCUUCCAUCAAGAACGUGACUGUCCCGUCUAAAUUACAUCAAGAAGACCAUCAAACCGAUCCGUUGUCUCCCAAAAUCAGCUGCAUUGGUCAGGUCAAACGAAGCAACAAGAUCGUCGGCUAUCCCACCACCAGCUCCUCCUCCUCCAUCACCCCCGCCAGUCACCACCGUUACUUCAAGCUUAAACGUCUCUUCUCCGGCAAGAAUCUCACUUUCUCCGCUCCCACUACCACCAGCACCAAGACUAGUCGAGGAAGAAUCAGAAAAGAGGAGUUUGAUAACAAAAAGAUUGCUGUUAUCGACGUUGCACAAUUGGACCCUCCGUUGCCGGUGGUUAAGAAGAAGCUCGACGGUGGUGCCGGAGAUAAAGCGGCGGAGAAUCUGUGGAAGAGGAGAUCUGGUGGUGGUUGUCAACUACGGAGUUUGCAGAUUCAACCCAAUGGAGCUCAUCAGCUGAAAGUAACAACUGUUUGAGUUUGGAUCAAUCAAAACUUUUAUUUGUUAUUGUAAUUUUAGUUAUUUAUAUAGUUUGUACAAAUAUAUAACUCAUACUUCAUUCACUUCUUUCUUCUUCUUCGAAAUGAUUCAUUAAAUUAUAAUUUUGGAUGU